AUGCGUAUUUUGCCCGCAUCGGCAGAUGAGGUCUCCAAAGCCAUGUCGUUGUUCAAUUCGUGCAACGCCCAGUUUGCUGUUCGGGGAGGUGGCCAUAUGAAUUAUCCAGGAUCGAACAAUAUUGAUGGCGGCGUUCUCGUGGCUCUCGAGAAGUUGAAUGAUAUUCAAGUUAAGAAGGAUACGGUUGAGGUUGGGCCUGGCCUCACAUGGUACGAUGUCUAUUCGGCUCUUGAACCUCACGGCCGCGUUGCAAUCGGUGGUCGCCUCAAGACAAUUGGUGUUCCUGGACUCAGUCUCAUUGGCGGAUUCCACUAUUUCAAUAACAAAUACGGAUAUGCCAUGGAUAACGUUGUGAGCUACGACGUUGUUCUCGGCAACGGAACCCAGGUUACCGCAACAAAGUCUUCCCACAAGGAUCUAUUCUGGGCGCUGAAAGGCGGCGCCAACAAUUAUGGUCUUGUGACAAAGUUCACUCUACGAACCUACGAUAUGCCCAAGGUCAGCACGACAAUCCAGGUCUACAAUGAGAGUGGCAUCCCCGAUUUUCUGAACGCAGUGUGUAAUAUGGCUCUUUUGGAUGAGAAAGAUCCUAUUGCUGCGGGAAUGGUUGCUAGCGUACAGUAUAAUGCUACAACCAAGGUUUCAUCUGCUUCGCUUCUUGGUGUCCAAGAGGGCAUCAGCAGGCCCCCCUCUCAAUUCGCCAAUUUCUCUGCUAUUCCUGCCACCACACGAAUCAAUAAUGUCACAACUAUGAAGCAGUGGGCAACUGAUCUUGACUCUCCUAAGCAGAUGUUCAGAGUCAUGUUCUCUCACAAGACAAUGAAGCCGGAUGCGGAAGUUCUUGUUUCAAUUUAUAAGGCGUGGAAAGACGCCGUUGAUCAGAUUGCUGAUGUUCAAGGCCUCUACCCAACAUUCGUGACCAAUGUUGCUUCUGCCCCGGCUGCUCGCGUUGCACUCACCAAUGGAGUCGGGAAUGUGUGGGGCUUAGAAGACACGCCCCAUAUCUUAUGGCAAUUUAGCACUGGCUGGGCCCUGGCUCAAGACGACCUUCGCAUCGAGGCUUGGUCGAGGCAGCUUGCUGAGAACCUCCAUGCCAUCAAUGUGGAAAAAGGCAUCGCGUCGGAAUUUGUCUAUAUGGGUGAUGCUGGCGAGUGGCAGGACCCAUUUGCUGGGUUCCCCAAAGAAAAUGUUGCUCGGAUGAGAGAGAUCAGGUCAUCCUAUGAUCCGGAAGGUGUAUUCUCUAGACUCAAUUGGGGCGGUUUCAAGCUUGGACUUUGA
Penicillium cosmopolitanum is the source of this 1278-nucleotide messenger RNA. Its product is annotated as FAD-binding oxidoreductase. The record is from RefSeq and is a predicted model, not a curated record. Bases 1 to 1278 code for a protein of 425 amino acids. Gene Ontology annotation, molecular function: FAD binding. Lineage: Eukaryota; Fungi; Ascomycota; Eurotiomycetes; Eurotiales; Aspergillaceae. The transcript has 4 exons.